AUGGAACUUACAGGAAGCUUAGCUCCAUUUUGGCCUUCUUCUAUCCUUCUUCUUCAUGUCUUUUUCUUAUUUUUUAUAACCAUAUUAUGCCCACAACAAGCUGAUUGUCUCACUCAAUUGGGAAACGAGACUGAUAAGCUUGCUCUCCUGGAAUUCAAUGCCCAGAUAACCAAUGACCCAAAUGGCUUCUUCAGGUUAUGGAAUGAUUCUGUUCACUUCUGCAAAUGGCAAGGAGUUGCUUGUGGCCGCAAACAUCAGAGAGUUAGGUCUCUAGAUCUCAACGACUUGAGCUUGUCAGGGACCGUAUCACCUCAUGCAGGAAAUCUUACUUUCUUGAGGUACUUGGGUCUUGCAAGCAACAAUUUCCAUGGAGAAAUUCCUAAAGAAAUUGGUCAGCUAUUCCGCUUGAGAAUUAUCGAAAUGCGGAACAACUCAUUGAGUGGUGAAAUUCCAAGGGACAUCAGCAACUGCUCAGAGCUCAGGAUUAUGAGCUUGAUUAAGAACAACUUAGCAGGGAAUAUACCAUCUCAGCUAGGCUCUUUAAAGAAGCUUGUAGUUCUUUAUCUGGGCGGAAAUAAACUCACAGGAGAGAUCCCACAUUCCCUUGGCAAUCUUUCAUCUCUCCAAGACUUUUUCUUAUCAGAAAAUCAUUUGCAGGGAAAGAUUCCGACAGGAUUGGGACAGUUAAGGAACUUAACAGUCUUUACUGUCGGAGCAAAUAAUCUGAGUGGUACAAUACCUCCUGCUCUUUACAAUAUCCCAUCUAUCACUACCUUUGAGACGACAAAUAAUCAAUUCACUGGAAGUCUCCCAGCAAACUUGGGCCUAACUCUGCCGAACUUGCAAGAACUGUUCUUUGCUCAAAAUGAAUAUUUUGGAAGUAUUCCAGAAUCAUUGGCCAAUGCUUCUCGGCUUCGGCUUAUUGACAUCUCGAACAACAGUUUCACAGGGCAAUUCCCAACCGAUCUGGGAUAUCUCAAGGGACUUGAAUCGCUUCAUUUGGAGUUCAAUUUCUUUGGCAGUAACACAAGUCAAGAUUUGAGUUUUGUACCAUCUCUUGCCAACUGCAGCAAUCUGCAACAACUAUAUUUUGAUGGAAACAAUUUUGGUGGUGCAUUGCCUAGCUCCAUUGGCAAUCUGUCUAAUCUUGUGCAGUUAGGCUUCGGACGGAAUCCAAUAUCAGGAACAAUCCCAGAAGAGGUAGGCAAUCUUGUCAAUUUGUAUCGAUUAGAUAUGGAUAGAAACUUUUUUUCUGGUAGUAUCCCCAUUUCUUUUGGAAAGUUACAAAAGCUGGAAAGGCUAACUUUAAAUCAAAAUCUACUUUCCGGAGAAAUACCAGCUUCCCUGGGUAACAUUACCAAGCUAUAUUGGCUUGAAUUAGAAGGAAACAAAUUCCAAGGAAAUAUAACCCCAAGUCUUGGAAGCUGCAGAAAUCUUCGUUUCCUAGAUGUCUCAAGAAAUAAACUCACAGGCUUCAUACCCAGAGAAAUCCUUGGCCUUUCUUCUCUAUCGGAAACUCUUAACUUAUCACAGAACUCAUUGACAGGUCCCUUGCCCUUAGAAGUUGGCAGCUUGAGAAGUAUUAAUGCAUUAGAUGUCUCAGAGAACAAACUCUCUGGGGAAAUUCCCCGAACAAUAGGUGACUUAUCUAGGCUAGAAAUCCUUAACAUGCAGGAGAAGCUUUUGUUCUUGCAAUAUUUGAACCUUUCUUUCAAUAAUUUUGAGGGUGAGGUACCAAAAACUGGAGUUUUCAGCAAUGCAAGUGCAUUUUCCCUUGUUGGAAAUAAAAAUCUUUGUGGAGGUAUCCCAGAAUUUCAGCUGUCAGCUUGUCCUGGCAAAGAAGAAAAACUCAGAAGGCCUUCCAUUGUCAUAGUCCUCACUACAACUAUCAGUUCAUUUAUCCUUGUCGUGAUAGCUACGUCCUUUUAUCUUUUCUACCGACGAAAGUCAAAAAGGAAUCCCAUUUCCUCGCCUUUUAUGGUGGAUAAGCUUCCUCAAAUUUCAUAUGGGGAGCUCUUGAAAGCAACUGAUGGAUUCUCUUCAGAAAACUUGAUUGGACAAGGAAGUUUUGGCUCAGUAUAUAAAGGAAGUCUUGAUCAGCAAGGACAAGGUUUGGUGGCUGUAAAGCCUAGCAAUAUUCUUCUUGACAAUGACAUGACUGCUCAUGUUGGUGACUUUGGAUUAGCAAGGGUCAUUUCUGAAAGCACCAGCAACUCUUCUCAAAGCCAAAUCUUCUCAACUGGUAUAAAGGGAACAAUUGGCUACAUGGCUCCAGGUAAUAUUUUCCACACUUCUUUCUUCUUUAAUAGACACAUAUGGAAAGAGAUGUUCACAGGAAAGAGACCAACGCAUGAAAUUUUCACAGAUGGUUUAGAUCUCCACAACUUUGUUAAGGCAAAGCUCCCAGGACAAGUCAGGCAGGUUGUGGAUCCCACAUUAUUCACUCCAGGAGAAGUGGAGGCAGCUACAACGGCAGCAGCAGAAAAUAUGGAUGAUUGUGAAUGUAUUGAGGAUAGUGUAGAAGAAUGUGUUGUAUCAGUGCUUCAAAUUGGACUGGCAUGCUCUGCAGAAGUUCCACAAGAUCGAAUGAAUAUGAGGGAUGUAACAAGCAAACUAAAUUCCAUCAGGGUUUCCUUCACAGGGACCAGAAACUAG
Messenger RNA from Manihot esculenta (cassava), 2655 nucleotides. RefSeq names its product putative receptor-like protein kinase At3g47110. Gene Ontology annotation, molecular function: ATP binding; protein binding. NCBI's taxonomy places the organism in Eukaryota, Viridiplantae, Streptophyta, Magnoliopsida, Malpighiales, Euphorbiaceae. The record is from RefSeq and is a predicted model, not a curated record. Gene Ontology annotation, cellular component: plasma membrane. Gene Ontology annotation, biological process: hormone-mediated signaling pathway. Bases 1 to 2655 code for a protein of 884 amino acids. The transcript has 4 exons.